This is a messenger RNA of Sabethes cyaneus, 1901 nucleotides long. RefSeq names its product alkylated DNA repair protein alkB homolog 8. NCBI's taxonomy places the organism in Eukaryota, Metazoa, Arthropoda, Insecta, Diptera, Culicidae. Gene Ontology annotation, molecular function: tRNA binding; S-adenosylmethionine-dependent methyltransferase activity. The record is from RefSeq and is a predicted model, not a curated record. The transcript is spliced from 2 exons. The coding region runs from base 69 to 1901 and encodes 610 amino acids. Gene Ontology annotation, cellular component: nucleus; cytoplasm. Gene Ontology annotation, biological process: tRNA wobble uridine modification.
AAAGAACAUCGAGGUGAUUCAGUGUUGUGUUUGUGUGGUGUCCUAUCUGUGAAAAUACUUUUGCUGUAAUGCUUUCUAAGAAGCUAAAAAAGAAAAUUCAGAAGAAAAUUAAUCGCUGCCAAAUUAUCAUCUCGAACGAAACUGGUCUUCAGUUUACAGACGCUCCAACUGAGAACAUAGUUAUCUGCAAUGCUGGACUCGCAACCGGAUUGCAGCAGGAAACGUUGCUCGAGGAAGUACUGCGUCAUGUAGCGACUUCAUCGUUGGAAAACGUCGCUUUUCCAACGGGCAAAUCCUACUGUUCCCUGCGUUUUAAAUCAACGGAGAUGGCACAGGUCGCUUACGAAGCAAUGAACGGAAUCGCGCCGCUGGGCCAAGAUGGAUGUGUGCUUUUGAUGGCGUACAGCAGCCGAGAAUUGGUCUCCGAUGAUGCAGGUUUUUGGAAAAGUGAUCAACUACCUCCUGGAUUGAUACUGAUUCCGGAUUUCGUGGGCAAACAAUUAGAAUCGGAGCUGCUUGAGCUGAUCGAAUGUACUAACGAUGAGAAAUCUGGUGGAAGUCUAAAACAUCGCCGUGUUCAACAUUUUGGCUACGAAUUUUUGUACGGAAGCAACAAUGUCGACAAAAGUAAGCCAUUAGAUAGAGCCAUUCCUGCGAUAUGCGAUCUGCUGUGGCCAAAAUUGUACGAAAAGUACCCUAUGUAUAGUUGGUUCAUUCCCGAUCAACUAACAGUGAACUGUUACGAACCUGGUCAAGGAAUUCCGCCUCACGUCGAUACACAUAGUGCCUUUCGUGAUCCAAUUAUUUCCCUUUCGCUGGGCAGCGAAAUUUUGAUGGAAUUUAGGGACACAAGAGGAAAUCAUUUGAAUGUAGAUUUACCCCGCGGAUCGUUGUUAAUUAUGUCCGGGGAGAGUAGAUACGGUUGGACACAUGGGAUAACGCCUCGUAAGAUGGAUACCGUACGUUUGGGUAACAGUCUUACAGUAAGAAAACGUGGUUUCCGUGUGUCUUAUACGUUUCGCAAGCUGCAGGAUGUUUCGUGUCAAUGUCAGUUCUCAUCUUUGUGUGAUACAUUCAAACAAGAAGCUGAGAUCCGAAAACAGCACCUUCAAGAGAAUGCUGCCCAAUUAGAGCAGGAAAAUGUGCACAAAGUUUACAAUGAAAUUGCAAAGCAUUUCAGCGAAACACGACAUUCACCGUGGCCUCGGGUUUUAGCAUUUUUGAACUCGUUACCUGUUGGCUCAAUUAUGCUGGAUGUUGGCUGUGGAAAUGGAAAAUAUCUUAGCGAUAAUGAACGCAUAACCGGUCUUGGAUGCGAUCGCAGUGACGAGUUGCUUAAAGUAUGUACUUCGCGCGGUUUGAACGUACUACAGUGUGACUGUUUGGCUUUACCUUUUCGAUCAGCCUCUGUGGAUGCUUGCAUAAGCAUAGCCGUAAUCCACCACUUGGCUACCGACGAGCGACGUCAACGAGCGAUUACGGAAAUGGGUCGGGUCCUCCGACCAGAAGGACGUGCUCUGAUUUACGUUUGGGCAAAAAAUCAAGCAGCAAACGCUAAACAAUCCAGCUAUCUUCGGCAGAAUAAACGCGCCAACCGAUCGCAACAACAACAGUUUGACGCUUCGGAAACUUUAAAUGAAACAGAUCCCGGUGCAGCGAGUACGGUACUUCCGGUUCACACCAACAGGACGCAAUUUCAACAUCAGGACCUGUUGGUUCCCUGGAAGCUGCGCGACCUGGAACGAAAAGAGCACGCAACAAAGGCAACCUUUCUGCGAUACUACCACGUGUUUGAGGAAGGAGAACUGGAGCGAUUGUGUGGGACUGUGCCUCAGCUCAGUGUGGAAGAAAGCUAUUACGAUCAAGGUAAUUGGUGCGUUGUGUUAAGAAAAAAUUGUUAA